This is a messenger RNA of Oreochromis niloticus (Nile tilapia), 3824 nucleotides long. It is a transcript of the gene slco3a1a, whose product is annotated as solute carrier organic anion transporter family member 3A1a. The coding region runs from base 444 to 2549 and encodes 701 amino acids. Gene Ontology annotation, biological process: prostaglandin transport; sodium-independent organic anion transport; transmembrane transport. The record is from RefSeq and is a predicted model, not a curated record. Gene Ontology annotation, cellular component: basolateral plasma membrane. The transcript is spliced from 11 exons. NCBI's taxonomy places the organism in Eukaryota, Metazoa, Chordata, Actinopteri, Cichliformes, Cichlidae. Gene Ontology annotation, molecular function: protein binding.
ACACGUGUGGACAGUACAAACACGAGGCCCCACAGGACUACUGUAGUAGAUGCAAGUUGAGCGGAGUCGACGCUUCUCUGCAGCGCCUCUAGGGCCGGGCUUGUGCUCGCAGAGGAGGAGAGUAGUACAGGGAGGUGGGAGCGCGGAGGCAGGGCAAGCUCUGUGUAAGUGAGGGAUAAUGACAGACCGGUACGGCCGGAGUUUAGCAGAAAAAUAAGAACCUGGUGAGCAAAAUCCAGAGCCGCCGCGAAAAUCCACUAAAGUCCGCGGCGGAAACAUGCGACCUGACAGAAAUCUACGUGUCCGCGUCUCACUUGUGCCUUUGCUAACACCUUCAGGGAGUUCACAUGUUUCUGCGCGUCGACAAGGAGGCAAUGUUUAGACGCAGACGAGCGACGGAGCCCCGCGGAGUUUGGAUUUCUGUGAGGCUAACGUAGGAGAGGAUGCAGGUGAAGAAGCAAAGGGACCCGGACCGGAGCAGCGGGGACAUGCUGGAAGCAGAUGGCCCCCGCAAAAACUCCUCGUGCUUCUCAAAUAUCAAGAUAUUCUUAAUAUCGGAAUGCGCCCUGAUGUUGGCACAGGGCACCGUCGGAGCAUACCUGGUGAGUGUGUUGACCACCCUGGAGCGGCGGUUCAACCUACAGAGUGCUGACGUCGGAGUGAUAGCCAGCAGCUUUGAGAUAGGCAACCUGGCACUUAUCCUGUUUGUCAGCUAUUUUGGGGCCAAAGCACACCGGCCCCGUCUGAUCGGCUGCGGUGGCAUCGUCAUGGCACUUGGCGCUCUGCUCUCAGCUUUACCCGAGUUUCUAACAAAUCAGUAUGAGAUAGGGGAAGUGUGGAGGACUAAUGAGGGUCGGGAUUUUUGCUCCAACAGUAGCAGUUCAGUGGCUCAGCAAGCUGAGAAAAAAAUAUGCGACAACAAGGCCAACACCAACAUGAUGUACCUGCUGCUGAUCGGAGCCCAGGUCCUGCUGGGGAUUGGAGCCACGCCAGUGCAGCCCCUGGGGGUCUCCUAUAUCGAUGAUCACGUAAAGAAGAAAGACUCCUCACUUUAUAUAGGAAUCCUUUUCUCUACACUGGUGUUCGGACCUGCCUGCGGCUUCAUCCUUGGAUCGCUGUGCACUAAAUUCUAUGUGGACGCCAUCUUCAUUGACACCAGUAAACUGAACAUCACACCAGAAGACCCGCGGUGGAUCGGGGCCUGGUGGGCAGGCUUCCUCCUGUGUGGUGCCUUACUCUUCUGCUCUGCUGUCUUGAUGUUUGGCUUCCCUCAGUCGCUGCCAGCAAGGGAGCGGGAGGAGGGAGCAGACAGCGAGCAGGUUAUGCUUCCUCCCUCUCUGAGCUCAGACUGUGAGACUCCUAAGCCCAGCAACGGAGUCAUAGUUAACCAUGAGCCUGCCAAUAGCCCCACCUGCUGUCAGCAACUCAGGGUGAUCCCCAAGGUGACCAAGCAACUCCUGUCGAACCCUGUGUUCACCUGCAUCGUCCUGGCGGCCUGUAUGGAGAUCGCCGUCGUAGCCGGCUUUGCAGCCUUUCUGGGGAAAUAUCUUGAGCAGCAGUUCAACCUCACCACCACCUCUGCAAAUCAGUUGUUAGGUAUGACAGCUAUUCCAUGUGCGUGUCUGGGGAUCUUCAUGGGUGGUCUGCUGGUGAAGAAGCUGAAUCUAUCAGCGCUGGGAGCAAUCCGAAUGGCCAUGCUGGUCAACCUGCUGUCCACCGCCUGCUACAUCUCCUUUCUGUUCCUUGGCUGUGAUACGGGUCCCGUCGCAGGAGUGACCAUCCCGUACGGCAACGUGACACUGCAGGAGAGCAGGAAACCAGAUGCUCAGUGCAACAGUCACUGCAGCUGCUUCACCUCCUCCAUCAGCCCUGUGUGCGGCUCCAACGGCAUCACCUACCUGUCCGCCUGCUUCGCCGGCUGCAGCCGAACUGGGAUCCCCACAUCCAACAUUUCUCAGAACCUGACCAGCUGCUCCUGUAUAUCCAACAACAGCGAAAGUGCCACGGCGGUUCCCGGGAAAUGCCCGAUGCCAGGAUGCCAGCAGUCUUUCCUCAUCUUCCUGUGCGUGAUUUGUGUCUGCAGCCUGGUCGGAGCCAUGGCUCAGACUCCCUCUGUCAUCAUCCUAAUCAGGACUGUGAGCCCUGAGCUGAAAUCAUACGCGCUCGGUGUGCUGUUCCUUCUGCUGCGACUCCUCGGAUUCAUCCCCCCUCCUCUGAUCUUCGGUGCUGGGAUCGACUCAACUUGCCUUUUCUGGAGUUCGGACUGCGACAAGAAGGGUGCCUGCCUGUUGUACGACAAUGCGAAUUACAGGCAUCUCUACGUCAGCCUGGCCAUCGUUCUCAAGGGUGUCGCCUUCCUCCUUUACACCACCACGUGGUAUUGCUUGCGGCGGAACUACAGGAAGUACAUCAAAAGUCACGAGGGCUAUUUGACGCCAACUGAGUUUUACCCGUCCCUCACCGACGGCCCCAAAGUUGUCGACAGGACGAAGUUUAUAUACAACCUCGAGGACCACGAGUUUUGUGAAAAUAUGGAGUCUGUUUUAUAAUUUGUAAAGCAAAAAAAAGGACAAUAUGGACAUUUAAAUGACUAUUUUAGGAAUUUAGUUUUUUCUUCUUUGUUAAAUCCAAGAGGUUUUGAUUAAGGCGAUCUAUUUUACGGCCCGUUGAGGUCCUCGGUCGCUCUCGACUGCGCUACACGUCCUUGGUAAACUCGAAAGGGUCCAUUGUAGUUGUUUACGUCUGAGCGAGGUGUUGUCAAGUGUUGCCAGUGAAUUCCCUUGUUGACUCGGAGGUAGAAGACGAGCGCAGUACCACUCAGUCCUAGUCUGUUAUUAGCGAGUGGACACAAUGCUACUACAAAUGCUAUAGUUGCCAUAUUGUUUUAGGUCCGUCACGAUUCCAGUGACGGCUUCCUUUCAGUCAGCACUGUGUGUUUUUGUUCCGUCACUCUUCAAAAUGACAUUUUUAUGGUUAAAGAAAAAAGUUUGGUUUGUUUUUCAGUUAUUCAUAUUUAUAAAAGUUGCCAAGUGUUUACAAAAUGCUAGUUAAUGCGUUUUUAUUUCACUGCAGGAAAUGUUCCUAUUGAAAAAUUUAAAAAAGAGAGAACAGAAACACCCUCACUGGGUUAUUUUAGUGGCCUGUUGGAUCUUUUGACUGCUCGGUUUCCUGUUCUCUUGCUGGAUCGUAGACACUGUUUUUUGAUACUUCUUAGACUAGACGUUGAGGUCUUGUCUAAUAGGUUGAAAUGUGCAAUGUUUCUUCAUGAUAGCAUUUCCAUGUUGUUUUUACUUCUUUUCAGCCUAAUAUGUCUUAAUAAGGGAUAAUUUGAAUAAGAAAUUUCUAUGUUUUCUUUUGGCUUUUGCACCUAGUGUAAAAGCAAAGGAAAUCAAAAGUAGUAUUUUUAUGUUGUUCAUCCUUCAAGUGGAAGGGGGCUAUAUAUUUGUUUUCAUUUGGCCCAGAAUGUUUUUAUUAGAUUGUUUUCGAGUAUAAAUUAUAUGUAAUCUAAUUGUCUGGGAUGUGUGUGUCUGAUGUUACAAAAGAUCUGGGACAAUUCAUAUCUAUGGUGUGUUGCCUGUGUCUUUGAACUAGGCCUGUAAUAAGAUACAGAGGUUACAGAUAUGCUAAAGGAGACUGUGUACAAGGUCAAAUAAAGUUAAAGGGCACUGAAUUCAUAUCCAGGUGUGACUCACUGCACAUGUGACCUGUUGCUCAGCUGAGCUCUCUGCAGUUACAGUUUUGACAUUGUCCCUUUUCUUACACUUUUUGUAUGGCAGCAUAUUGUUUAUUUUACUCUGGAAAUAAAUUAUUUUUCAGAAAAUUCA